GUCAACUCGGAACUGGGGAGUCACGUGGGACGGGGGGGCGGUUAGAGCAAAGGAUGCUGGGAAGUGGCGCAGGGGAGCAGUGGGCUGCCCUGUCUGGUCCCCCCAACUCGCUCCUCCUCCUCCUCCCUGCCCUCCUGGUUGCCCCCGCCCUAACUGUGCCCUCCUCCUCCACCUCCCUGCCCUCCUGGCUUCCCCCGCCCCCGGGGGUGGGCGAGAGGGCGAGGCCCAGCUCCCUGCCCGCCUGGCCCGGGCUGCGAUGAAGCCCCAGGCGCCCGGCCCUCCCUGCCAACGCCAGCCCGAGGCGACGGACCGGAUCAGGCGUCGGAGGUCCAAACGGGAGCGGGACCGGCGGCGCUUCGGUGGCUGCGCGGGCGGCGUCGGCAGGGUCACCUUCCCGGGCAGCCAGCGGCCUGCCCCGCCCCUGGCCGGGCCCUCCCUCGAGCGGCCCGCCGCCCCGCUGGGGGUUGUCAUCACGCGGCAGAGGCUGAGCCGGGAUCACCGGGGCCUCUUCAACCGAGAGGUCAAGUCCGUCUCGGUGGAGCGGCUCCUGGGGUCCGGGGAAGGUGGAGGCCGGACUUGCCAGGGGGCCGGGGCUGCUCCCGACGAGGGCCCGCCGCUUCCCGGCCCCACGCCGCCUCUGCCGGGAUGGCGGCAGCUCCAGGGACGGCGGACUAAAGCAGAUGUGGCCCCGGGAGGGUCCGGGCCGGGGCCCUCCAGCCCUCUCCGGCCCCCGCAUGUCGGGGAGCUGCUCGGGGAGCUCCGGGGUCAGCUGCCCUUGCCGGAGGCCUUUCCCGGGCGCGACCUGGUGCAGGAAGCUCGAGGGGUCAUCAUGGGAGCCUUGCUGGCCCAGCACGGGAGGCUGCCUGACCUCGCCCAAGUCCUGAGGGGGUCCCAGGAACAGGCGGCGGGGCCCGAGAGGGAGAGCCACGGGGAAUGGAGGCAGCCCGGAUGGGAGAGUCCCGCGCCGCCGCCCCCAAGGGAGACGAGGAGGGCAGAAGAGCUGCCCCUUCUUCUUGGCCCCAGUCCCGGCCCCCUUCUCACGGAGAGGAUGGACGGGAGCCUGGAGCUGCCCCCCUCCCCCCAGCCGCCCUCUCCUUUCUUCUCCUCGGCCCAGCCGGAGCGGUGCGGGCCCUGGUGGGGGGAGGCGGCGGCUCCCGCCCCGACAGCCUUCGACAUGCUGAAGAGCAUCUGGUUGCAGCCGUCGCCCCCGCCGCCCCCGGAUCCUCCCCCCCGGGACCCCCCGCCCCUCGAGCCCCCCUGGCAGUGGGGCCCUCGGGCCCCCAUCCCCCUCUCCUGCUUCCCGCCCUCGGCCGCCCUGGACUGGAGCCCCGGCCCCCUGGCCCCCCGCCUGCUGGGCCGGACCAGCCCCGAGCCCUGGACCUUCCCGCGCAUGAAGCUCUACUAGCAGCAGGGGUCCGGGGGGGACGAAAGACAGGGUACCCCGGGAGGC
This is a messenger RNA of Ornithorhynchus anatinus (platypus), 1450 nucleotides long. RefSeq names its product proline rich 19 (gene PRR19). The transcript has 3 exons. Bases 257 to 1405 code for a protein of 382 amino acids. NCBI's taxonomy places the organism in Eukaryota, Metazoa, Chordata, Mammalia, Monotremata, Ornithorhynchidae. The record is from RefSeq and is a predicted model, not a curated record.